Callorhinchus milii (elephant shark) is the source of this 2011-nucleotide messenger RNA. RefSeq names its product solute carrier family 6 member 11b (gene slc6a11b). NCBI's taxonomy places the organism in Eukaryota, Metazoa, Chordata, Chondrichthyes, Chimaeriformes, Callorhinchidae. Gene Ontology annotation, cellular component: membrane. The coding region runs from base 125 to 1972 and encodes 615 amino acids. The transcript is spliced from 15 exons. The record is from RefSeq and is a predicted model, not a curated record. Gene Ontology annotation, biological process: sodium ion transmembrane transport.
GAGGGAGAGAGAGGAGUCCCCAUCCCCACAGACCCACAGAGAGGCGCUGGCUCCCCGCCUGUGCCCCACACUGCACUCAGGACGCUUCCCCAGAGAAUCGCUCGCACGGUGACUAUUGCAGACCAUGAGACAGGUGAAAGCUGACCCCAUCCUCAACGGGAAGUCAGAGGAUGUCCCGGACACUGAGGCGUCCAAUGCCGCACUGGUGAGUGCCCAACAGCGGGUCCGGGAGCGCGGCCACUGGAACAACAAAGUGGAGUUUGUGCUGUCAGUGGCCGGAGAGAUCAUCGGCCUCGGCAACGUGUGGCGGUUCCCCUAUCUGUGCUACAAGAACGGCGGAGGUGCCUUCCUGAUCCCCUAUGUGAUAUUCUUUGUGUGCUGUGGGAUCCCUGUGUUUUUGCUGGAGACGGCGCUGGGGCAGUUCACCAGCCAGGGUGGCAUCACCUGCUGGAGGCAGAUCUGCCCACUGUUUGAAGGCAUUGGCUACGCCACUCAGGUCAUUGAGGCUCACGUGAACAUCUAUUAUAUCAUAGUCCUGGCCUGGGCCAUCUUCUAUCUACUGAACUCCUUUACCAGCGAGCUGCCCUGGGCCAGCUGUGAUCACCAUUGGAAUACAAAGAACUGUGUGGAGUUUCAGAAGCUGAACAUCACCAACUGUACCCAAGACAACACCCGCAAUGGGACCUCGUCUGUCAUUGAGUUUUGGGAACGGAGAGUGCUGGGAUUAUCGAGUGGAAUAGAGAAGAUCGGGAAUGUGCGGUGGGAACUAGCCCUGUGUCUGCUGGCUGCCUGGAUCAUUUGCUACUUUUGCAUAUGGAAAGGGCCCAAGUCCACUGGCAAGGUGGUGUAUGUAACGGCCACCUUCCCCUACCUGAUGCUGCUGGUUCUGUUGAUUCGUGGUGUCACACUCCCGGGAGCAUCCGAAGGCAUCAAGUUUUACCUUUACCCGGACAUGAGUCGUCUGUCUGAACCUCAGGUUUGGGUGGACGCUGGGACACAGAUCUUCUUUUCCUACGCUAUCUGCCUGGGCUGCCUGACUGCACUGGGUAGCUACAACCCCUAUCACAACAACUGCUACAGGGACUGUAUCAUGCUUUGCUGCUUGAACAGCGGCACCAGUUUUGUGGCCGGUUUUGCCAUAUUCUCCGUGUUGGGGUUUAUGGCGUACGAGCAGGGAGUGCCCAUCGCAGAGGUGGCCGAGUCAGGUCCUGGGCUGACGUUUAUCGCCUACCCAAAGGCAGUGACCAUGAUGCCGCUCUCCCCGCUCUGGGCCAUUCUCUUCUUCCUCAUGCUCAUAUUCUUGGGGCUCGACAGUCAGUUUGUGUGUAUGGAGAGCAUGGUGACGGCUGUCAUUGACAUGUACCCCCACAUCUUCCGCAAGGGUUACCGACGUGAACAGCUCAUCUGUAUCAUUGCCAUUAUCUCCUAUUUGAUAGGCCUCUUCAUGGUGACGGAGGGGGGGAUGUACGUGUUCCAGCUGUUCGAUGCCUACGCCUCCAGUGGGAUGUGUCUGCUCUUUGUGGCCAUCUUUGAGUGUAUCUGUAUUGGCUGGUUUUACGGGAGCAAUCGUUUCUAUGACAACAUUGAAGAUAUGAUCGGAUACCGACCGUUUAUCCUGAUUAAAUGGUGCUGGAUGUUCAUCACUCCCGGGAUUUGUGGUGGAAUCUUCAUUUUCUUCAUUGUGAGAUACAAACCGCUCAAAUAUAACAACGUUUACACAUACCCAACCUGGGGCCACGGCCUGGGUUGGCUCCUCGCCCUCUCCUCCAUGCUCUGUAUCCCCUUCGGCAUCCUCUACAAACUCAGCCAGGUCGACGGCACCUUGUCACAGAGGUUCAGGAAGCUGACCACACCAAGCCCUGAGCUGCAGAUGAGAGGGAAGAGCUCCCUGGUCACAGCCAAUGACUACGAAACCAAGCACCGAGGGGAUGGCUAUGUGUCGACCAUCACAGAGAAAGAGACGCACUUCUAACCGGCCAGACCUACCCAGCCAGGUGUUCUGUAAAAUAUA